GCCAACCCGGGAGGGAGGAGAGCGCGAGGGAGACAAACACAGCCCGCGAGGGCGUGGCUCUGCUGGGCAUCUCACAGGAGGGGUCUCUGGGUCAGUGGCUGUGGAGCCGCCCCGCCCCAGCGACUGACCUGAGCGAGGCUAGAGAGGGCAGACACUUCCUAAGCAAGCAGCGGAGCUUGGGAAGGAAAUCACAGAUCUAAGAAACAGAAGCCUAGGAGAAGCAAAGGACUCCCAGGAGCCUUGCUUUCAGGGCUCCCUCAAGCACUGUUUGAAGACCUGUCACUUGGGAGAAAAUACAAAUUUGGAAAUGUUGGCUUCCCCAGAAACAAAGGGUCUUGUCCCUUUCACAAGAGAGUCUCUUGAGUUAAUAAAACAGCACAAGGCUAAAAAGCACAGUGAAGAACACGAAGAGGAAGACUUAAAACCAAGCCCAGAUUUGGAAGUUGGAAAAGAACUUCCAUUUACUUAUGGAAAACUUCCCCGUGGAAUGGUGUCUGAACCCUUGGAAGAUGUUGACCCAUACUACUAUGUGAAGAGAAAUACUUUCAUGAUAUUAAAUAAGAACAGAAUAAUAUUCAGAUUCAAUGCCAUCUCCAUCCUGUGUACACUGUCUCCUUUCAACCCCAUCAGAGGAACAACCAUAAAGGUUUUGGUGCAUCCCUUUUUCCGGCUGCUAAUUUUAACUAGUGUCCUCAUUGACUGCAUACUUAUGUCCAUGUUUAAUCCACCACAAUGGGUACUAGCAAUAGAAAAUACUUUGCUUGGAGUUUAUACAUUUGAAAUUCUUGUAAAAGUCACUGCAAGAGGCAUAUGGGCAGGAUCUUUUUCAUUCCUCGGUGAUCUAUGGAAUUGGCUCGAUUUCAGUAUAACCUUGUUUGAGAUUAUAACAAGGUAUUCACCUCUAAGCUCCAUAGUACUGCUUAAAAAUGUAAGAACGUUCAGAAUUUUGAAAAUUAUUCCUUUAAACCAAGGUCUGACGUCUGUGGUAAGGACUCUCACCCAGUGCUUGAAGAGACUCAUGGGUGCCAUAUUCCUAGCUUUGUUUUUUCUGGGCACAUUUUCUCUACUCGGGAUGGGGCUCUUCAUGGGCAACCUGAAGCACAAGUGUUUGCGAUGGCCCCAGGAAAAUGGAAAUGAAACCUUCCACAACAGAACCAUGCACCUGUAUUACAUUUCAGAAAGAGAAAAUUUUUACUACUUGGAUGGAGAAAGAUACGCUCUUCUUUGUGGCAACAGAACAGAUGCUGGCCAGUGUCCUGAAGGAUAUGUCUGUGUAAAAGAUGGCACAAAUCCAGACCAUGGCUUCACAAAUUUUGACAAUUUUGGCUGGGCCUUACUUGCCCUAUUUCGAUUAAUGACCCAGGAUUACCCAGAAGCACUUUAUCAUCAGAUCCUUUAUGCUUCUGGAAAAGUCUACAUGGUAUUUUUUGUUGCUGUAAGUUUCUGUUUUGCCUUUUACAUGGCAAGUUUAUUCUUGGGCAUAAUUGCUAUGGUCUAUGAAGAAGAAAGGCAGAGAGCUACAGAAAAACCCAAGAAGACUGGAUCCCCGUUUCAACAGACUGCAAAAGAACAUGAGGCAGGAAAUGAAGCAGCUGAGACAAAAACCACACAAAUAGAAAUGAAGCAAAGGUCACCAACUUCCCUGGAAGCAUCAUUGCAUGUGAUGGAAGAAGCUACUCUCAAACAUGAAGAAGAGCUUAAAACAUCCAGAAAGAAAUGCCCAUUGUGCUGUUAUAAAUUUGCUAAAACCUUGUUGGUUUGGAAUUGCUGUCCUUGUUGGAUAAAACUGAAGGAAUUUGUCCAUAAAAUUAUUACAAACCCUUUUAGUGAUCUUUUCCUUCUCACAUGCAUACUGUUAAAUAUAUGCUUCUUGGCUCUGGAACAUUUUCCAAUGAGCCAAGAAACUAUGUGUCUCCUCAGCAUCGGAAAUCUGGUUUUCAUAGGAAUUUUUACAGCAGAAAUGAUUUUGAAAAUAGUUGCCAUGCACCCAUAUGAGUAUUUUCAAAUAAAAUGGAACAUGUUUGAUAGUGUAAUUGUGUUCCUUGGAUUAGCAGAAAUUUUUCUGGCAAAUCUUGAAGGAAUGGCUCUUUUUCGGUUAUUCAGGAUGAUGCGAAUUUUCAAGUUAGGGAAAUAUUGGCCAGCAUUUGAGACUCUGGUGCGGACUCUAGCUAACUCACUCAUCACCCUGAAGGACUUGAUCCUGCUGUUAUUCAUAUUUGUCUACUUCUCUGCUGUGUUUGGCAUGAAACUGUUUGGUGAGAGUUACAGAGCUUGUGCCUGCCGUAUUGACAAAGACUGUCAACUCCCACGCUGGCACAUGAGUGACUUUUUCCACUCCUAUCUGAAUAUGUUUCGAAUUCUCUGUGGAGAGUGGAUAGAGACCUUAUGGGACUGCAUGGAAGUGGCAGGCCAACCCUGGUGCAUAUCUUUUUACAUGGUGGUCAUUUGUAUUGGGAAUUUAUUGAUGUUUUAUCUGUUUGUGGCAUUGGUGAGCUCAUUUAGUUCAUCCAAAGAAACAACAAUAGAAGAGAAUAAUGAAGUAAAAAAUAUCCAGUUUGCAAUGGCCAGGAUAAAGAAAGGGCUUCGUGAAAUACUAUGCAGAGAGAAAAAUGCUCCAAAGAAAACUCCGGACCAUGCAAAUGAUACAUAUGCAACUGAGAAUGCGUCUGGCCAUACACUUUCUGACCUGAGCAACACCCAAGUUUUUCUCAAGGAGAAUGAAAAGAGCAGUGCUACAGAGAAAACUCCAGUGACGGAAACUGAGAGCCAGUCACUAAUCCCGAGCCCCAGCAUAUCAGAAACUGUUCCUAUUGCUUCAGGAGAAUCUGAUAUAGAAAAUCUGGAUAAGAAAGAGAUUCGGAGCAUGUCAGGCAAUGGAGACAGCAGAGAGAAGAUAAAGCAAUCUAGCUCAUCUGAGUGUAGCACUGUUGACAUUGCUAUUUCUGAAGAAGAAGAUAUGGUCUAUGAACGUGAAAGGCCAAAGCAUCUUAAGAAUGGUCAUGGACGAAGAUCUUCAUCUGGUCAAGUCAGUAGAGGAUCUAGGAAAGGAAAAAUUUGGCAGAAUAUAAGGAAAACCUGCUGCAAGAUAGUAGAAAACACUUGGUUUAAGUGUUUCAUUGGACUUGUUACUCUGCUCAGCACAGGCACACUGGCUUUUGAAGAUAUAUAUAUUGAUCAGCGAAAAACUAUUAAAAUCUUAUUAGAAUAUGCUGAUAUGAUCUUCACUUACAUCUUCAUUCUGGAAAUGCUUCUAAAGUGGAUGGCAUAUGGCUUUAAAGCCUAUUUCACAAAUGGCUGGUAUAAGCUGGACUUCAUAAUUGUUAUUGUGUUCUGUCUUAGCCUAAUAGGCAAAACUCGGGAAGAAUUAAAGCCACUGACUUCCAUUAAGUUCCUUCGAGCACUCAGAGUUCUCUCUCAAUUUGAAAGAAUGAAGGUUGUUGUGAGAGCAUUGAUCAAAACAACUUUACCCUCUUUGGGUGUGUUUCUGUUCUGCCUGUUGAUCUGGCUGCUUUUCAGCAUCAUGGGAGUCCAUUUAUUUGCUGGCACCUUCUAUGAGUGCAUUGAUCCAACUAGUGGAGAAAUCUUUCAUGUUUUUGAGGUUAUGAAUAAGAGUCAAUGUGAAAGCAUUGUUUUUAAUGAAUCUAUGCCAUGGGAGAAUGCAAAACUGAAUUUUGAUAAUGUUGGAAAUGGUUUCCUUGCUCUGCUUCAAGUUGCAACAUUUAAUGGGUGGCUCACAAUUAUGAACUCAGCAAUAGAUGCUGUUGGUGUAAAUAUGCAACCUAUUUUUGAAUAUAACCUCUACAUGUAUAUUUACUUCAUCAAUUUCAUCAUCUUUGGAUUAUUUCUCCCUCUGAGUAUGCUAAUUGGUAAUAUUAUUGCUAAUUUCAACAAGCAGAAAAUAAAGCAGGGAGGUUCAAAUAUCUUUAUAACAGUAAAACAGAAAAAACAAUACCGUGCCUUGAAGCGACUGAUGUAUGAAGACUCUCCAAGACCAGUACCUCGGCCUGGAAACAAAUUCCAAGGACUCAUUUUUGACCUGGUAACAAGUCAUAUUUUUAAUGUCAUUGUAGUAGUCCUUAUCUGUUUCCAAGCAAUGACCGUUAUGAUGCAAAAUGACGAACAGAGCCCACAAAUGAAAAGUGCUCUGUAUUGGAUGAAUUCCUUUUUUGUCACGCUGUAUACCUUGGAAUGUAUAUUGAAGCUCAUCGCCUUCCAUUGCUACUAUUUCACCAUUGUCUGGAAUGUUUAUGAUUUUAUGGUGGUCAUUUUCUCCAUUACAGGACUUCUGCUGCCUAUGACAAUAGGAUACUACUUUGUGCCUCCUUCUCUUGUGCCACUGAUUCUUCUCUCACGGAUCAUCCAUAUCCUGCGACUUGGGAAGGGACCAAAGGUGUUCCAUGAUCUGAUGCUGCCUUUGAUGCUGUCCCUGCCAGCACUGCUGAACAUCGGUCUCCUCAUCUUCCUAGUCAUGUUUACUUAUGCCAUCUUUGGAAUGUACAACUUUGCCUAUGUCAGGAAAGAAGCGGGAAUUAAUGAUGUGUCCAACUUUGAAACCUUUGGAAACAGCAUGCUCUGUCUUUUUCAAGUGAUGAUAUUUGCUGGUUGGGAUGGGAUGCUGGAUGCAAUUUUUAGUACUCAAUGGUCUGACUGUGAUCCUGAUAAAAUUAACCCUGGGACUCAAGUUAGAGGAGACUGCGGUAACCCUUCAGUGGGGAUUUUCUAUUUUGUGAGUUAUAUCUUCAUAUCAUGGCUAAUCAUUGUCAAUAUGUACAUCGCUGUGAUCAUGGAGUUUCUAAGUAUUUCUUCUAAGAAAAAAGCUAGGACCUUGAGUGAAGAUGAUUUUAGGAAGUUCUUUCAGGUUUGGAAGAGAUUUGAUCCUGAUAGGACCCAGUACAUAGACUCUAGCAAGCUGUCAGAUUUUGCAGCUGCUCUUGAUCCUCCACUUUUCAUGGCCAAGCCAAACAGGGGCCAGCUCGUGGCUAUGGAUCUACCAAUGGCAGUUGGGGACAGAAUUCAUUGCCUUGACAUCUUACUUGCCUUUACAAAAAGAGUUAUGGGGAAAGAUGAGAGGGUAGAGAAACUUCUGUCAGAGAUAGAAUCAGGGUAUAUGUCAGCUAACCCUUUCAAAAUCACAUAUGAACCAAUUACAAGUACUCUGAAACGCAAGCAAGAGGCAGUUUCUGCCACCAUCAUUCAACGUGCUUAUAAAAGUUACCGCUUGAGGCAAAAUGACAAAAAUGCAUCAGAUGUUCAUGUAAUAGAAGAUGACAGAGUUGCUCAUCCUUCUAAACAGGGAAUCCAACUUUACAAAACUAAGGAAAAGUCAGCUAUUCAAAGCCAGAUCUGACCCUGAUUCCUACCCCUACAUUCUUCAUAUAUCCCCACAAUGUUAAAAGCUUAAGUACAAUUCUAGGGCAUUGAUUAGAAAGUAGAAAUAAUGAUCAAUUUUAAGUUAUAGAAGUUAAUUGUAUGUUCACAAGUCUCUAUGUCAAAUUCACUUAUUUCCUCCACAUUUUUAUGUUCAGUCUAACCAAUCAGGAAACACACUCUUUUAAUACUGCUGAAGUUAGGUGAAGCAAUGUGCCAUUUGAAAACCUGAUAUGGUUUUCUCUAUGUGGCUUGUCUACCAUCCCCAUGAUUGAGAAUGGCAGGGGGAGAUUGUAAAGAUUAGCCACAAAAGAGAUUUCAUUGAGAACUUCAUGUGCAAUUUAAUGGGCUAGGUCAACACUAUUUUAGGUAUGUGAGUAAAUUUUUGAUAUUAGGUAAUGUUUCAUAUAUAGGAAAACAUUACAUGAAGUCAUAAACUUGAAAAAACAAAUGCUAAAUUGGUGGAAGGAAAAAUACAGUUAUGUAGAAGGUGCUUUUGAAUAGAAAGUUUUUUGCCACUUUAAACCACAUUUGAAAAGAUGGAUUGAAGCCCUAUACAUAUUUUUUGUCUUUCUUUACUUCUUGACUUUGGUGUUGUUACUGUCUGCGUUUCUGACAGUGAGAGUGUUUCUUCAUGACUCUCACCCUCCAGGUGUAUCAUCUCUCUGGCCAGCUUGGUUUAAGCUCCAGAUAGCAAAAAUGUUGGAUUCAUAAAACAAGAAGCAUAUGACCUCAUUUUUUCAAUUUUCUUCAUAUUCAUACUUUUUUGAAAAGUAUACAUUUACUAAAAUUACAAUAGGUUAUAUGUUUAUAGACAUAAGCUUUAUCCUAUUAAAAACAGCUCUAUUUUUACCGUGUAUCUAUAUAGCAGAUUUUUAUCAUUUAUCUAUAUAACAGAUGCAUGCUACAGUAUGAAUUAGAAGAGUUGAUGACUACCAGUAUGUCUAGAGAAUUUUCGUGUUGAUCUUUAAUUGGUAAAUGAGUCACUUCAACAUACUUUUCACUGUACUUUAUGUCACUAAUUAAUUCAAUAAAAUUAUCAUCCAUACUAU
Messenger RNA from Jaculus jaculus (lesser Egyptian jerboa), 6419 nucleotides. RefSeq names its product sodium voltage-gated channel alpha subunit 7 (gene Scn7a). The record is from RefSeq and is a predicted model, not a curated record. The transcript has 25 exons. Gene Ontology annotation, cellular component: voltage-gated sodium channel complex; axon; plasma membrane. Gene Ontology annotation, molecular function: voltage-gated sodium channel activity. Bases 308 to 5347 code for a protein of 1679 amino acids. NCBI's taxonomy places the organism in Eukaryota, Metazoa, Chordata, Mammalia, Rodentia, Dipodidae. Gene Ontology annotation, biological process: neuronal action potential; membrane depolarization during action potential; sodium ion transmembrane transport.